AAAUAUAUAAAUAUAUAUAUUAAUGUUCUGACCUGGUCUUUGAAUAGGUCUCCCGCGUCAUCACCGUUCGAUUAGUUCAAAAUCUACCCACUCCAUUUCUCCCAUUCCAUGUCUUCAUCUUUUCAACCCUACUUAUCCCCUUCAUCAAAACCCCCCAUUCUCACCAUCUCUCCUUUUCCAUUUCCAAUUCCAUUCUUUCCAUCACCAUGCCCUCAAUCUCUCUCUUUUCCAUCAUCUUCCUCCUCCCUCUUCUCAACCCUGUCAUCUCUCAAAACCCUCAACCCCCCGCAUGGACAUUGAUUGAUUGCGGCUCAAAUGUCUCAUCUUUAAUCGGCGAUCGUCAAUGGGUUUCGGAUACGGCGUUUGUCUCUACAGGAACUUCUAAAAUCUUAGAAACUCCUAUGAACGAUGUGGUUUUAUCCACCGCGAGGACUUUUCCUCUUAGGGGAAACGUUAACAGGAAGUUUUGCUAUGAGGUGCCUGUUAUUCGUACGAGGAAGUAUCUUGUCCGAACUACCUUUUUCUAUGGUCAAAUUAACGGAAAUGGGUUCCCGCCGGUUUUUGAUCAGAUAGUUGACGGGACUUUUUGGAGUUCAGUGAAUACCACGGAGGAUUAUUUGAACCAUUUGGCUUCCUAUUAUGAGGGAAUCUUUGUUGCUGGAGGGAAGAAUAUGAGUGUAUGUUUAGCUGCGAAUAAUCUCACCGAUUCUGAUCCGUUUAUUUCGGCAUUGGAGCUUAUUCCUCUUGGAGAUUCGUUGUACAAUUCGACAGAUUUUGGAAGUUUUGGUUUGAGAUUGGUUGCAAGACACAGUUUUGGGUUUAAUGGACCAUUAAUUCGAUUUCCUGAUGACAUAUAUGACCGAAUCUGGCAGCCAUUUGGGCAAAGUAACACCACCACAGGUUUCAGAAAUGUAUCAGUUUCUGGUUUCUGGAAUCAUCCACCAUUGAAGGUGUUUCAGACAGAUUUAUCAAUCAAUGAACCGAAAUCGAUUGAGUUAUUCUGGCCUCCAAUGUCUCUACCAAAGGCAACAUACUAUAUUGCACUUUAUUUUGCUGCAGAUGGUAGUUCGACUCAAGGAAACUCGAGAUUGUUCACCAUAACUGUCAACAAUCUUAACUACUUCCGAAAUUUGAACGUGACCUCAGAAGGUUCAGUUGUAUUCGCAAACCAGUGGCUCCUAGAUGGAAUCACUAACAUCACAUUAACUCCUGCUACUGGUUCAAACAUUGGCCCUUUGAUUAAUGCUGGAGAAGUGUUUGAGGUUCUUCCCAUUCAAAGAACUCUCACUCGAGACGUAACUGCGAUGGAACAAAUAAAGAAUAAUUUACAGAACCCUCCUGUAGACUGGAAUGGUGAUCCGUGUUUACCAAUUGACUAUAGUUGGUCUGGAGUUGCUUGUUCCAAAGGACCUAGGAUACGCAUAACUGCUCUAAACCUUACAAAUUUCGGUCUAUCAGGAUCUCUAUCAACCGACCUUACCAGAUUGACUGCGUUAACAGACAUAUGGCUUGGAAACAACAGUUUGUCUGGUACAAUUCCUAAUGUCAGUUCAUUGAAGCAAUUGAAAACAUUGCAUUUGGAAUUCAAUCAACUUACGGGAGAAAUUCCACCUUUGCUUGGCGAUAUUGGGUCCUUGAAUGAGCUUUUCUUACAGGGGAACAACUUAACAGGUGAAGUUCCAAGGAACCUUAUAAAACCUGGAUUGAAUCUAAAGAUUUCUCCUGGAAACCCAUUGCUUAUACCUCCACAAUGAGUCAAAUCCAACAAAACAACAUCCAAGAUGAUAUUAUUGUACAGUUAGCUGAGAAGAUUUGUUGCAGUCAUUGUUUCUCAGCACCCAUACAGAAAUUAAAGGUUUAAAACUGUAAUAUUUUUACUGCCAUAAUCUAUUCUUUUCACACUGUAUUUUUUUCAAUUGUGUACAACUAAUGUAUCUGUAUAAUUAUUAUGUCAUUAUACAUAAUUGAGAGUAGUAAAGGCUUGUUGUUUACCUCGUA
This is a messenger RNA of Impatiens glandulifera, 1998 nucleotides long. Its product is annotated as probable LRR receptor-like serine/threonine-protein kinase At1g67720. NCBI's taxonomy places the organism in Eukaryota, Viridiplantae, Streptophyta, Magnoliopsida, Ericales, Balsaminaceae. The record is from RefSeq and is a predicted model, not a curated record. Bases 207 to 1754 code for a protein of 515 amino acids. The transcript has 9 exons. Gene Ontology annotation, molecular function: protein binding.